AUGUGGUCACCAUCCACCGCCACGAUCUUCACAUCGUCCACCACCACCACGGCCACCAUGUCCUCAUCAGUCGACAACCACUCGUCGUGGGGCCCCGCAAUAUAUGCCGUCGCUAACACGAACACCCUCUACAAGGCCGAGGCCGAGGCGAGGGACCAGAGGUGGUGGCAGAGUUGGAGCGGAAUGGAGCAGUAUGGGAGCAGGAUCGCAGAGAAGUCGAUUGCGGUGGAGGUGGAGUCUACGACGCCAUACAAGGACUUCCGAGAGUCGAUGGUGGCAAUGGUGACGGAGAAGGAGCUAUACGCGUGGGAGGAGCUAAAUACGCUGCUACACUAG
Messenger RNA from Phragmites australis (common reed), 336 nucleotides. Its product is annotated as transcription repressor OFP8-like. Bases 1 to 336 code for a protein of 111 amino acids. Lineage: Eukaryota; Viridiplantae; Streptophyta; Magnoliopsida; Poales; Poaceae. The transcript has a single exon. The record is from RefSeq and is a predicted model, not a curated record. Gene Ontology annotation, biological process: negative regulation of DNA-templated transcription.